This is a messenger RNA of Populus nigra (black poplar), 2846 nucleotides long. RefSeq lists its product as uncharacterized. The transcript is spliced from 13 exons. Bases 124 to 2667 code for a protein of 847 amino acids. Lineage: Eukaryota; Viridiplantae; Streptophyta; Magnoliopsida; Malpighiales; Salicaceae. Gene Ontology annotation, molecular function: RNA binding. Gene Ontology annotation, cellular component: spliceosomal complex. The record is from RefSeq and is a predicted model, not a curated record. Gene Ontology annotation, biological process: regulation of mRNA splicing, via spliceosome; mRNA processing.
ACAACAAUUAAAAAAAAUAAACUGCGUAAUCUUUAAAACACUUUCCAACUAGAACAGGAGGGCACUUCAUUUCGUCUCGCUCUAAGCGAUCACAAAUCACUUCACCAUCAAAACCCUAAAAAAAUGUCGGGCGGGUUUUUCAGGGGCACUUCUGCCGAUCAAGACACUCGGUUCUCCAACAAGCAAGCGAAGCUGUUGAAAUCACAGAAGUUCGCUCCUGAACUGGACCAUCUGGUUAACACCAAGAAUGUGAAGAUGGAUGUUAUUAAACCAUGGAUUGCUAAUAGAGUGACGGAGCUUCUAGGGUUUGAAGAUGAAGUUCUUAUCAACUUUAUUUACGGUUUGCUCGAUGGAAAGGAAGUGAAUGGGAAGGAAGUUCAAAUAUCGCUGACAGGAUUCAUGGAGAAAAACACUGGGAAGUUUAUGAAAGAGCUUUGGACACUUCUUCUUAGUGCGGGGAAGAAUGAAAGCGGUGUUCCUCAACAGUUUUUGGAUGCCAAAGAAGAAGAAACACGGAAGAAGCAGGCAGAGGUGGAUAGGAUAGCAAAUGAAAUCCAAAAGAAGAAAGAGAAAGAGGAGGAGAGUAGAGAACUUGAGAGGGAAAGAUCAAAGAAGAUGGACGAUGAGGUUGAAAAGAAAACCAAUAAUGCUAUGGAGCCAGCUUCAAAGUAUAUGCUGCCUAAGGGUUCGAGUGGCCGUGCUGAGGAUGAAAAAGAAACUGGCACAAGGAAUGGUGCAAGAGGAAGGAAAGGGUCUUGUCAUUCAAUUGAUCAUUCAUUUUCAUCCCCUAUAGGUGCAACUUCUAGGAUCAGCAGGUCGGUUUCAAAUUCGAGAAGUCAUUCGGGGCCUAACUCAAGAAGUGUGUCUAGAUCACCUGAAGCUCGAGGACGACGCUCCAUGUCUUCUGAUAGGGUGUAUCGCUCACCAAGAAGGCGCUCAAUUACACCUCCUCGGAGGAGAUCAUCAUACUCUAAGCAUAGGUCUAGAUCCCCUUUUAGACGCAGGUCACCAUCCCCUAUACGACGUAGAUUGCGUUCUCCCUUUCGACGUAGGUCACCUUCACCCUCACAUGAUAGAUCCCUAUCACCUGUUCGACGCCGUAGGUCACCAUCACCUGUUCGACGCCGGAGGUCACCAUCACCUGUUCGACGCCGCAGAUCUCCUUCGCCUAUUCGACGCCGCAGAUCUCCUUCGCCUAUUCGACGCCGCAGGUCACCUUCCCUUGUUCGCCGCAGAUCACCUUCAUUUGUGCGCCGCAGAUCACCUUCACCUCCACGUCGCAAAUCAUCCCCUUCCAUGCGACGCAAAUCACCGUCUCCUGUACGUCAAAGGUAUCAAAGGUCUCCGUCUACUCCUCACCACAUGUCUCCUCCCAUGCGGCACAAGUCAUCUGUCAUUUCACACAAGAGAUCUCCAACUCCUCUUCAUUGCUCUCCUUUGCCUCACGGAUCAAGCUCUCCAUCUCCUGUACAGCAUAGGUCUCCUUCUCCAGGGAGAUCUCCAAAGGAACUCAAGAGAUCACCCAUGCAGUCCCUUGGAGAAAGAGUCAGAUCACAACAAACAUUGUUGCCUGUUCCGCAACGCUCCUCCAGUUCUUUUAGGUCACAACAAAGAGAUCAAAAGGAUCAAAAAGAUUUACGCACUCGAUUGCCACCUUUAUCUCCUUCUCCAGAGAGGUCUCCACCAGUUGGAAGGAAGAGGAGUGCCAGCGAAGAUAGAAGGUCCCCUAGUCCAUAUGAGAGUCGUGCCAGGCAAAGAAGAGAGCGAAUCACACAUGAUGGUAGCUUGAGUCCUCUGCAACAAAGAGUGAGGAAACCACUUGAGGAUAGUCCAGAAUCUGGCAAAGACCAUGAAGAAACUGGCUAUACUCGGGAGGGCGGGGACUAUAAUUCUACAUCCUCACAUAAACGACCUUUGUAUCCAUCUAACAUGGAUAAGCAGAGAGACCCCCCUCUGAAGUUUCACUGCAAGGAUGAGCAAGCUCUUGAAAGAUUAGCUAGUCAUCAGACCACCGAUUCCCGAAACUAUCCAGAUAACAUGAACUCAAGGAAGAAAGACCAGGAUAUAAAGAUCAGGAAGUCUUCUGGGAGAGGUGGUGAUCAAGAAACUCUCGAAGCACAAAAGUCUCCAUCUUUGUAUAAGAACGAGAAAGACCGCUCACACCUAAACAAUGUUAAGGAUAGUGACAAACGCCGGAAAUCAGAAACUGUGCCAGUGACAGCUGAAAAGGUGCAUCAUAGUAAUGGCAGUGGUGCAUUGGAUUCUGGUUCUGAGGAAAGUGGUAAGCGCAGAGGAGGGAAGAGGGAAAAGUCAAAGCAUAAGAGGUCACAUCGACAUGAAGUGGCUUUGGAUGAUGAUGGCAGCCAUGGUUCUGAACUUGAAGAGAGAAAAGAGACUAAAAGGAGGAGGAAGGAGGAAAAGAAGUUGCGAAAGGAGGAGAAGCGUCGACGGCAUGAAGAGCGACGCCGUAAAAGAGCGGAACGGCAUGCGGAGAAGCUAAAAUUGAAGGGUCGUGAUGAUGCUAGGUCUUCUGAUGAUGAACAUGUUGGGAGGAGGGAGUCUCAUCCAAGUGAUGAAGAGACAGAAUCUGAUCAGAGAAGACUUGAGAUUGAGUUAAGGAAGAAGGCUCUUGAAUCACUUAAAGCAAAGAAGGGCACCAGUCACUGAAUCUGUUACAGCAUUGAACGUCAAGCUCUUUUUUAUACUUUAAUCAUGUUAAGUUGUUCUUUAUAUUUGCUAGGAGCUUUUGCUUUGAAUGGGAGCUCUUUUAUAUGUUGGUAACGAUUUAAUGUAGUCUCUGUUUCCUGCUGGUACCUGAAAUGGAUAAAUGAGGAUUUUCUGAGCAA